AUGAAUUCCUCACAAAGAAGAGAUGGAGUUUUCUCCUUCAAUAUGCUCAAUCCUCAAUUGAGUUACAAGGUCGAUACAAAGUGGAGGAAGGACGUUCUCAAAGAUGUCAACAUCUACGUUUCAGACAAAAAAGACAAUGUCAAUUUGGAUCUCCCAGAGUCAUUGCCCAAAUUGGAAAAGGAAAGAGAAUGGAGUGAUUAUGGCAUUCAAGAAUUGUUGGGCAAAUUUAUCGAUGGCAACAAAAAAUAAUGA
Paramecium octaurelia is the source of this 252-nucleotide messenger RNA. NCBI's taxonomy places the organism in Eukaryota, Ciliophora, Oligohymenophorea, Peniculida, Parameciidae. The record is from the annotation of a GenBank genome assembly.